Entrophospora candida is the source of this 400-nucleotide messenger RNA. The record is from the annotation of a GenBank genome assembly. NCBI's taxonomy places the organism in Eukaryota, Fungi, Glomeromycota, Glomeromycetes, Entrophosporales, Entrophosporaceae.
UGGUGAGAUUAUGAAUGAAGCGCAUAAUGAUAGAGCAUAUAAUAUAAAUCAUACUCAAAAACCACCAAAUUUUGGAUGUACAAGUAAAAAUGAUGCCGUCUUAUAUCAAGAUGAAAUUCCUGCUGUUUUGUAUGAACAAUCAUUUGGGCCCACAGAAUUCGUACUAAAACACCAACUAGAGGAUUUUGCCAAGCUGGCACACAAUGGAGUUGAUGACUUGAAUUUUCAUUUUAAACAAAAUGGCAAUUGUACAACUACUACAGCAAAAAAAUUUAAAUCUAUUGGGAUUCAUGGUUAUAAAUUUAUGAAGUAUUCAGUUGUAAAAUUCCAAUAUCAUAUUCAGAACAAUUCAGAACAAUGGCAACUAGUUAACAUUGCAAAGCUUGGUGCACUUCUAGAG